AAAAAAAGAUGGCGACUUGCAUUGCAAAGCAUGCAAAGUUUUGAGCAGAACGCUUCACCAUGACGUGAACGUUACCGAAAUUGUGCGGGGGCACCUUUAAUGAGCGGUGCGAUGUCUUUAACGGCGACCACACGCUGUAAGGUUCGCUUGCUAAACCGUGCCGUGUGGCGUCAGUUAGGGACACGCACUGCGACACUUCGUAGUGGCGCCCGCACCGCCGCUACCUGCCGGUCCUAUUUGCAUGGCCUGGAACAGGAAUGGUUGCGGCAACCUUUCAAUCAGUCGUUGCUUCGCGCCUACUCAACCAAACGGGGUUCCGACCGUGUUACGAAGUCCACCAUUAUACUGCAGGAUGGCGUGAGCAUCGAAGAACUGCCUGUUCUGAUCAAGAAGGCCACCGCGGAGUCGCUCCUCGGCAACGAUCAAGCGGCGAGCACCAACUUUGACGACCAUCCAAAAGCAACCAGGGAGGGCGCUUCGCCUAAGGUCUCCGCGAUAAUUCAGAAGUGCACGUCGGUGAAAGACGUUUACGUCGCUUUGAGGAAAGCCGAUCCCAAGGACCUGACGCCCGCCAUCGGUGUUCAGGCGCUCGACAAGCUCCUGCAGGUUCGAGACGUCGGCCUGGACGUGCGACAGAAGCGCUCCAAGAAUGCCGAGCCCGAGGGCGUUUCGCUCGUCAUCGGCGAGCUGUGCAACCUCAUCACGGCCGCCGGGAGCACCGAGGUCAUACUGGACGGUCUGAAGUGCGUCGUGAAGCAUCGGUACAGCGAGGAGGACCGCAAGCGCUACGUGGACACUUUCGUGCAGGUAAUCCUCGGCCGCAUCUGCGACGGCACCAUCAAGUUGCCCGAUCUCCUCGAAGUCACCCUGUUGUUAGUCGGCUGCGGCAGUCAGUACCUGGGCACGGUGGAUCACUUCUGGCAGACCAUCGUCGCUCAAGCGGUCGACAUGCGGAAGGAAGACGUCCUGAAGCUGUACAGCCUGCUGCCGUACUUCAAGAGCUCGCAGAGCGUCGUGCUUCGCGCCGUGGCCCGCAACACCACGAAGAACGUGCUGUCGUUGGGCCCCGAGGACGUUGCGUACAUCAUGGGCGUGCUGACGAGGCUCAGGCUGGUGCCGCAGAGCCUGCUGACGGUCCUGACCAAGUGGCUCAACCUGAACUUGCACGUCGUGCCCGAAAAGGAGUUCGCCGGCAUGCUGCGUAGCUUGCAGGACCUUCGCUACCUGGACGCCAACUCGACCAAGGCGGUCGAGCGGUACGUACGCAUCAAGGGCUCCGGCAGCCACGAGGAAACCAUGGACGCCCUGGCAUCCUACUGCCGGGCAUUCCGAUGGAGGAGUGAACCCGUGUUCAACUCGGCCUCUGACUUCUUUGUGGCGAAUCACAAGGCAAUGUCACUGCCAACGGCUGUGAAUGUGGUCCGGGCCCUUGGCUACCUCAACAUUGUGCCCAAGAACGCGAUGGAGUUCUUUGGCUCCCUGGAAUGGCUGCUUCGAGAGAGGUUCAACCAAAUCCCCUCCGACAAACUGGUUGACAUGCUGGUAGCCUGCUUCUACUUGCAGAGGUAUCCGCUCAACUUUGUCAAGAAGGUGUUCAGCCCGCACUUUCUCGACAAGAUGAAUGGGAGCCUAGAGCAAAGUGAACUGCGUAGGACGCAUCAGAAACUCAAGUUCCUAGACUCUGCACUCUCAUUGGAAUGCAAGCAGUAUCACGGCCCUUAUUUACCUCGGGACUACUCGUCAAAAAGUGUGAAAAGAGAUGGGAGGCUACUCCGCCUGAUGUGCUCGAUGCAAGACGACAUGGAACUGAUUUUAGGAGGCGAAGGAAACUUCAGCUUCUCGGUGGUGCAGCCUAGGCUGCCUCUCUCCGACAUGUACAUUAUUGAUUAUGUUGUGCAACUGAACAAGCAAGGAAAGCCAAUUCCUGCAGAUGCUGUGAGCGGGGUAGAUAAACGGUUAGCUGUGAUCAUCUCCCUCCCAGAGCACUACAGCAUGGACAGCCUGCAUGCAAUGGGACACCAUGCGACCCGAAUGCGGCUUCUCCGAGCGCUAGGAUACAGCGUCAUCGAGCUCAAGUAUGAAGAUGUUCUGAAGACUAGGCCGGCAUCUAAGGAAAGGUUGAAUUACCUGAGUACAAAGAUUCUAACCCCAUCCUGACCAUCGCAUAAGUUGAAACCACGCUCACUCCUGUACAGAUAGAAUAAAUUAUUUAAGU
Rhipicephalus sanguineus (brown dog tick) is the source of this 2215-nucleotide messenger RNA. RefSeq names its product FAST kinase domain-containing protein 3, mitochondrial-like. Lineage: Eukaryota; Metazoa; Arthropoda; Arachnida; Ixodida; Ixodidae. Gene Ontology annotation, biological process: regulation of mitochondrial mRNA stability; mitochondrial RNA processing. The record is from RefSeq and is a predicted model, not a curated record. Gene Ontology annotation, molecular function: RNA binding. Gene Ontology annotation, cellular component: ribonucleoprotein granule; mitochondrial matrix.